Molecule: messenger RNA, 1980 nt
Organism: Solanum lycopersicum (tomato)
Lineage: Eukaryota; Viridiplantae; Streptophyta; Magnoliopsida; Solanales; Solanaceae
Source: RefSeq, a predicted model, not a curated record
CAAACACAUAAAUCUCAGUGAGUUUUUUAUAUAUUAUUUUUCACUCUCCAUUGGAAUAAAGAGUAAUAGUUGUAAACCAUCAUGGCUAUGGUUGUAAUGCUAUUUUUGAUUUGCAUCCUUUUGAUGUCACUGAAAAUUGUCUAUGAAACUCUUUUAAGUUACUAUUUGAUUCCCAAACGUAUCACUAAAAUCAUGGAAAAACAAGGUGUGCGAGGUCCUAAACCUCGAUUUCUUGUUGGAAAUAUCUUGGAUAUGGCUUCUCUCGUCUCCGAAUCAACUUCAAAUGACAUGGAUUCGAUUCACCAUGACAUCGUCGCUCGCCUUUUGCCCCAUUAUGUUGCUUGGUCUAAGAUUUAUGGGAAACGAUUCAUUUUUUGGAACGGGACAGAACCGAGAAUGUGCUUAUCAGAAGCAGAUUUAAUCAAAGAGCUUUUUUCAAAGUACAACAGUGUUUCUGGAAAAUCUUGGCUACAACAGCAAGGUUCUAAACAUUUCAUCGGGCGCGGACUUUUGAUGGCCAACGGUGACGAUUGGUACCAUCAACGCCACAUUGUUGCUCCAGCUUUCAUCGGAGAAAAACUAAAGAGUUAUGCGGGAUAUAUGGUGGAAUGUACGAGUGGGAUGCUGCGAUCACUAGGAAAUGCGGUUAAAUCAGGCCAAGUGGAGUUCGAGAUGGGAGAGUACAUGGCUCGACUCACCGCUGAAAUAAUUUCGAGAACAGAGUUUGACAGUAGCUAUGCAAAGGGAAAACAAAUAUUCCAUUUAUUAACUAUUUUACAGCAAAAGUGUGCACAAGCUAGCCGGCACCUGUGCUUUCCCGGAAGCAGGUUUUUUCCAAGUAAAUAUAACAGAGACAUAAAGACAUUAAAAAUAGAAGUGGAGACGCUACUAAUGGAAAUAAUACAAAGUCGAAAAGAUGGUGUAGAAAUUGGGCGAAGCAGUUCGUAUGGGAAUGAUUUAUUAGGAAUGUUACUUAAUGAGAUGCAAAAGAAAAGAUCAAGCAAUGGAUUCAGCUUGAAUUUGCAGCUUAUUAUGGAUGAAUGCAAGACUUUUUUCUUUGCUGGACAUGAAACCACUGCCCUUUUGUUAACUUGGACGGUUAUGUUGUUAGCGAGUAAUCCCUCUUGGUUGAGUAUGAUAAUCAACGAGUCGUUACGACUAUAUCCACCAGCGACUGUACUACCAAGAAUGGCAUUUGAGGAUUUCAAAUUAGGUGAUCUUAAUAUACCCAAAGGAUUAUCAAUAUGGAUUCCAGUACUUGCCAUACAUCACAGUGAAGAAAUUUGGGGAAAAGAUGCAAAUGAAUUUAGGCCUGAUCGUUUUGCCUCUAAGCCCUUUUCUGCUGGACGGAAUUUUCUUCCGUUCGCCGCCGGUCCUCGGAAUUGUGUUGGACAAUCAUUUGCCCUAAUGGAAGCUAAGAUUAUAUUAGCAAUGUUAAUAUCGAAAUUUCGAUUCACUAUUUCAGAGAAUUAUCGUCAUGCACCUGUAAUUGUCCUCACUAUUAAGCCUAAAUAUGGGGUUCAAGUCAAAUUAACACCUUUGACUACUUAGAGAAAUUAAUUUUUGGUCAUUAGAGGAUUACUUUUCCUCUUUUUGCCGAAAUAUUUUUUUCUUAAGAAGAGCUUUUGAGGAGGAAGUUGGAGAAUAGCACUACUGAUAUGAGCAUGUAAUAUAAUAUCGAACUGAGAUGAGUUUAAAUGAACUGAUACAUUCAGUAAUGAUUUAUGUAUACAGAAAAUUCAUCUCAAAUUAUUAGAACUUGAAGCAUAUAAGUGUUAUUAUAUUAUUUUUUUUUGUUUUGUCUUUUGGUAAUUUAAGUAGGCUACUUGGGAUUUUGAUUAUAAAGUUAAAUGAAGAUAUCUUGGACUAUGGCUUUUUUUUAGGUUGAUUACUUAUCAAUUAAUUGAGUGGGUUCAGAAAAAGAUGGUUUUAGAUAUUAGUGAUUAGAAUAAGAAGUCCAGACAUGGAAGAUAUGAUUAA